UCUCCCGGUUUCCUGGAGUUUCCUUGCAGCAUGGCCCCCAAACGCCAGUCUUCACUCCCGCCUCAAAGGAAGAAACCGAGACUGCCUCCUGCCCCCAAGUCAGGGCAGACGUCAACAUCUCAGCACUUGCAUAAGGGAGAAAAAGAACAGCAAGAAGCAAUUGAACAUAUUGAUGAAGUACAAAAUGAAAUAGACAGACUUAAUGAACAAGCCAGUGAGGAGAUUUUGAAAGUAGAACAGAAAUAUAACAAACUCCGCCAACCAUUUUUUCAGAAGAGGUCGGAAUUGAUCGCCAAAAUCCCCAAUUUUUGGGUAACAACAUUUGUCAACCAUCCACAAGUGUCUGCACUGCUUGGGGAGGAGGAUGAAGAGGCGCUGCAUUAUUUGACAAGAGUUGAAGUGACAGAAUUUGAAGAUAUUAAAUCAGGUUACAGAAUAGAUUUUUAUUUUGAUGAAAACCCUUACUUCGAAAAUAAAGUUCUCUCCAAAGAAUUUCAUCUGAAUGAGAGUGGUGAUCCAUCUUCAAAGUCCACUGAAAUCAAAUGGAAAUCUGGAAAGGAUUUGACGAAACGUUCAAGUCAAACACAGAAUAAAGCCAGCAGGGAGAGACAGCAUGAGGAACCAGAGAGCUUCUUCACCUGGUUUACUGACCAUUCUGAUGCAGGUGCAGGUGAGUUAGGAGAGGUCAUCAAAGAUGAUAUUUGGCCAAAUCCAUUACAGUACUACUUGGUUCUCGAUAUGGAUGAUGAAGAAGGGGAAGGAGAAGAGGAUGAUGAUGAUGAUGAAGAAGAAGGAUUGGAAGAUAUUGAUGAAGAAGGAGAUGAGGAUGAAGGUGAAGAAGAUGAAGAUGAUGAUGAGGGGGAGGAAGGAGAGGAGGAUGAAGGAGAAGAUGACUAAUGGAACACUGAUGGAUUCC
Messenger RNA from Lutra lutra (Eurasian river otter), 916 nucleotides. Its product is annotated as protein SET-like. The transcript has a single exon. Lineage: Eukaryota; Metazoa; Chordata; Mammalia; Carnivora; Mustelidae. Gene Ontology annotation, molecular function: chromatin binding; histone binding. The record is from RefSeq and is a predicted model, not a curated record. The coding region runs from base 31 to 897 and encodes 288 amino acids. Gene Ontology annotation, biological process: nucleosome assembly. Gene Ontology annotation, cellular component: chromatin; nucleus.